This is a messenger RNA of Chrysochloris asiatica (Cape golden mole), 381 nucleotides long. RefSeq names its product histone H2B type 1-like. Gene Ontology annotation, molecular function: structural constituent of chromatin; DNA binding; protein heterodimerization activity. Gene Ontology annotation, cellular component: nucleosome. Lineage: Eukaryota; Metazoa; Chordata; Mammalia; Afrosoricida; Chrysochloridae. The transcript has a single exon. The record is from RefSeq and is a predicted model, not a curated record. The coding region runs from base 1 to 381 and encodes 126 amino acids.
AUGCCUGAGCCAGCAAAGUCCGCUCCUGCUCCGAAGAAAGGCUCCAAGAAGGCUGUGACUAAGGCGCAGAAGAAAGAUGGUAAGAAACGCAAGCGCAGCCGCAAAGAGAGCUACUCUGUCUACGUAUACAAGGUGUUAAAGCAAGUCCACCCAGAUACUGGCAUCUCAUCCAAAGCCAUGGGCAUCAUGAACUCCUUCGUAAACGACAUUUUUGAGCGCAUCGCGGGUGAGGCUUCUCGUUUGGCGCAUUACAACAAGCGUUCUACCAUCACGUCCCGGGAGAUCCAGACCGCCGUGCGGCUGCUGCUGCCUGGGGAGUUGGCCAAGCACGCUGUUUCUGAGGGCACCAAGGCCGUCACCAAGUACACCAGCUCCAAGUAA